AUGGAACAAGACAUUAUUUCAACUUGUAUGUGUGAUUUGAAUGGAAGAGAGGUAUAUGUCCAGCUAUAAAAAGACUUUAUUAGAUGGGAUAUAUGUGAUACAUCCAAAGAAUCAGGAGAAAUUGACCCCACUUGUGUCCAUGAAGGAGUCUUGUUGGAAUAUGUUAUAGCUGUAGAAAAGACUACUACAAGUAAUAUAGGAGACCAGGCAGAAAGUUUACGUCAUAAAUUAAUACUGAAUUACGCUGAUAGAGGCAAUGAUCCACACCUGUAUCAUCUUCAACACUCAUUAAAGGUGCUUACUUCUGCAUCUGAAGGACAAAUCAAUCAGCUGUAUACAUAUUUAAAUCAGUACUUAAUAAAAGAUGAAAACCGCCCACAUAAUCUACUGGUUCUCAUCAAUCCCAAAGGUGGCCAAUGUUUGGGUGAAGAGAAGUAUAAAACUCUAGUAGAACCAAUAUUUAACAUGGCUCACAUAUCAACUGAUGUUAGGGUCUUAGAAUAUGGGGGACACGCUGGUGAGAUUCUGCAGUCAUAUGACCUCUCAAGUAUAGAUGGGUUAGUGACAGUUAGUGGCGAUGGGACAUUUUUUGAGAUUGUCAACGCUAUCCAAAAACGGGCAAUGCUGGAAGCAAAUCUGGAUGAAAAUGACCCAGAAUGCCGUGUUCCACCAUCAAAUCUACGCCUAGGAGCAAUCGGUGCAGGAACAGGGAAUGGGGUUGCUGUGAUAAGUACAGGAGUACUCAAUACUGACAAUGGAGUCACAUCAAAUGCAAUAUACAUAUCAUUAGGCGUUAGUUCUUUAUCAAUGGAUACAAAUCACAUCUUCUGCAACAAAAAACUUGUGUGCCGUCAACUUCUCAUGUCUGGGUAUGGGUUCUAUGGGGAUGUCUUCUACGACAGUGAGCAGGCUCGCUGGGCUGGAACCAAGCGAUAUAUAUAUGCUGUUCUGAAGAACUUAAUAAGACAUCGUACACACGAAACAGAGAUUUCAUACCUACCGCAUGAUUCUCCAGAGGGCGGGGAUUGGGUUACAAUUCAAGGAAGGUACAAGGGAAUUCUGCAGUUCAACUUUAUUUUUAAUCCUGGUAAUGGGCGAGAAGAGUUUGAAUCAUCACUACAGAAUGGCUUCAUGUAUAUCUACUGUCUAAAGGAAUGUUCUAGAUGGCAGCACUUACUCCGCUGGAAGAGAUGGAUUGACUCUAUUAGAUUUAAGCAAGGAUAUACUUUGCAUGAGCCCUAUGAAGACCUAUACAUUGCCAAAGCUUUCAGAAUAAAAGCAAUAGGACCAGAUGCUUCCCUACCAAUCAACAGCAGAGCCAGCUUUGAUGGGGAAUUUCACCAACUGGAGAAAUCUGAAUUCGAAGUUCGGGUCCAAAGGAGAAGUGUGAAACUGUUUGGAGUUUUACACAAAGACCCUCCAAAAGAUGGCACUCCUGUAUGAUUGACAGGUGUAUGGGAAACAUAUGCAUCAGUACAAAUAUGGAAGAUAUGAGUGUGCUGAUACAAACACUGUAGAUACAUUUAAUUUGGUUUCUGUUUUAAUUUGACAGAUUGGCGUAUUGAAAAUUUCAGAUCCCAUUUUAGAAAAUCCCCUAAGGAAUUUGCAAUUUGCAAUUAUUUCACUUGUGUAAGUAUUCCUAUUUGGAUGUCAGUGCCAUAUCAAGACUAACUGCAAGUAGAAC
Messenger RNA from Owenia fusiformis, 1684 nucleotides. The record is from the annotation of a GenBank genome assembly. Lineage: Eukaryota; Metazoa; Annelida; Polychaeta; Sabellida; Oweniidae.